Messenger RNA from Podospora bellae-mahoneyi, 609 nucleotides. RefSeq lists its product as uncharacterized. The coding region runs from base 1 to 609 and encodes 202 amino acids. Lineage: Eukaryota; Fungi; Ascomycota; Sordariomycetes; Sordariales; Podosporaceae. The record is from RefSeq and is a predicted model, not a curated record. The transcript has 2 exons.
AUGCUUACUCGCAACUUCCUCCUCGCGGCUCUUUUCUCCGUCUCCGUCCUUGCUCAUCCGCAUGGACCUCUCAACCCCGGUGGACCCGUCGCUGCUCGGUACACCCUCACCACCAGAGAUGGCGAUGACACCGACACCGACGGUGAUGUCUCCACUGGCGUUGUCGGCACCGACACCGGGGACGACACCGACACUGACGAUAACAUCAGCGCCGGACAGCCCACUGUCGGAGUUCCUGCUGUGAUCGGCGAUGACACUGAUACUGACGACGAGGGCGACGAGACUGACAAUGACGGCCACGACACUGACACCGAUGACGACGAUGUCAGUGCUGCUACCACCACCGGCCCUGUCGCUGUUACUGCCGCCGGCCCUAUAGCUGCUACUACUGGCCCAGCUACCACUACCACCACUGAGGGCGAGGACACCGAUACUGACAACGACGGCAUCGACACUGAUGAUGAGAGCGAUGAUGAGGCUCCUACUGCUACUUCUUCCAUUCGCCCCACCUUCACGCCUGUGCUUGCCAACGCUGGUGCUAAGGAGAAUGGAUUUGGUGGUGUUGCGAUGGGUGUUGCUGGUGUUUUGGGGGUUAUUGCUGUCUUUUAA